Molecule: messenger RNA, 732 nt
Organism: Musca vetustissima
Lineage: Eukaryota; Metazoa; Arthropoda; Insecta; Diptera; Muscidae
Product: GTP-binding protein Di-Ras2
Exons: 4
Coding region: 271-729 (152 amino acids)
Biological process (GO): signal transduction
Cellular component (GO): plasma membrane
Molecular function (GO): GDP binding; GTPase activity; GTP binding
Source: RefSeq, a predicted model, not a curated record
UGAUAGUGUUUAAGAAACAGCCUCAAAAUUACGGAGCAAAAGAAUCAGCAGGUCGUGACCCGCGCCGAAGCAAACAACGACUAUAGAGUUGUUGUUUUUGGUGCGGGGGGAGUUGGAAAAAGUUCAUUAGUUCUACGAUUUAUAAAAGGAACAUUUCGCGAAUCCUAUAUACCAACAAUAGAGGAUACAUAUCGUCAGGUAAUUAGUUGCAAUAAAACGAUAUGCACCCUGCAGAUUACCGACACAACGGGAUCACAUCAGUUUCCAGCGAUGCAAAGGUUGUCCAUAACAAAAGGUCAUGCCUUCAUUUUGGUGUAUUCGGUGUGCUCGAAGCAAAGUUUAGAGGAGUUGAAACCAAUAUGGAACCUCAUUAAGGAACUGAAAGGCCAAGACAUUGUAAACAUACCUGUCAUGCUGGUAGGUAACAAGUGUGAUGAAAGCGCGGAACUACGAAAUGUUACGGAGGAGGAGGGGAAGGAACAAGCGCGUCUAUGGAAUAUAUCAUUUAUGGAAACUUCUGCCAAAACCAAUCACAAUGUUACGGAACUAUUUCAGGAAUUGUUGAACCUGGAAAAGACACGAACAGUUUCGCUGCAGUUGGAUACCAAAACUAAAAAGAAGCAGAAAAAGGAAAAGAAAAUGAAAGAAACUAAUGGUGCCAUUGCAGAGAACGGCGAAGGCGAUGGAGGAGGCUCUAGUAGUGCCAAAGAGAAAUGUCUCAUAAUGUAAUGC